Molecule: messenger RNA, 1229 nt
Organism: Trichobilharzia szidati
Lineage: Eukaryota; Metazoa; Platyhelminthes; Trematoda; Strigeidida; Schistosomatidae
Source: the annotation of a GenBank genome assembly
AUUUUGAUACUAUAUAUAUAGACAAAGCCCACCUUCAUUUUUUUUACAUUUUUGCGCGCGAUUCUAUCAUUCACAACAUGGAUAGAAGACCAUCAGGAUUCUCUAAAAUACCAUCAAUCGGUUCACGUUCUGUAUUAAUCGCUGUCGAUGGAUCUGAGCAUUCAAAAAAAGCCUUUCAAUAUUAUUUAAAAUGGAUACAAAGACCUGAUGAUGCAGUGACAAUAUUUCACGCCGUGGAACCAGUUUCUCUACCGACUAUUUCUUUUUCAAAUCCAAUGGGUCUACCAAGUGAUGAAUGGUCAAAUAUUGUACAAAAUAAUUUGAAACGUGUACUUGAACUUGAAAAAGAUUAUAGUGCAGACUGUUUAAGUCAUAAUCUGACAUAUCAAUUCCUAUAUGAACCUGUUGAUCAUAUUGGUUCAGCUAUAAUACAAAAAGCUGAAAAAUAUAAUGCACAUUUAUUGAUUAUUGGAAAUCGUGGACUUGGUGCUAUCAAACGUACAAUUAUGGGCAGUGUAAGUGAUUAUGUUGUACAUCAUGCGAAUACAACUGUUUGUGUUGUCCCGUGCAUAGAUGAAAGUCAAGAAAGUUCAUCAUCAUAAUAAUGAUAAUAUAUCGAUCCGGACAAAUGCUCAUUGUGCUCAAAAACACAAUAAAGUAUGACAUUACUCAUGAAAUUUCUCCAUUGUCAUUGGUAUUUGAGUUUGUUGUCAUUCAAUAGACAGUAUUACAAUGUAGCUGAUGGUCUAUACUUAUUUUAUACAUACAUUUAGUACUCUUUAUAUAUAUAUUGAAAAGAGCACAUGUGCCCAUAAUCUCUAAUUACAUCAUAAUAUUCCAGCAUUCUUUUUAAUUCAGCCUGUGUUUUGUAGAUGUCUCUUAUAUACAUAUAUCUCCUUUUUUGAAAUAAAAAUAAAUCAAUAAUAUAUGAUAGUGAAUUAAAAUGGUAUUGUUUCUUAUGAGUAUUGUAUGUAAUGAGGGUGUUUCGGCCAAUCAAGCUCUCAUCAGUCGAAUGGAAUUGUCAGUUUUAAUGUUUCUUAAAGGAUGUUAGAAUGCGCGUUGAAAAUUUCCUCAGUAUGCAUAGUAGCAUACAUAUAUAUAUACAACAGAAAGUUGUGUAUUCUAUUUCGAAAAAUGAUGAAAGUUUGAAUAAAGCAAGAACAACAACAGUGGUAUGUGCUAAAUAAGAAGAUGAUACCAUCAUUGCUUAUUUCGUUGGCUUCUCAUCA